ACGAAUCGAUCGACCCCCUCCCAUCUAGAACUAGAAGCAGCAGAGCAGCCGCCGGCCGGCAUGGAAGGGCUCAACGUCCACGAAGUCUUCCAGCACUACCGCUUGAACCCUACGGAGGUGGAGGCCGUCACUUACUACCUGCCACGCCUCAUCGCCGGCGAGACGCACGGCGCCGAGAAGCUCAUCCACGACGCCGACGUCUACGACUGCGAGCCCAAGGAUCUCGCCGCCCGCUACACGCCGGUGCCGCAGGCGGAGAGCAGCGGCGACCGCUUCUUCUUCACCACGUGCAAGCGCAAGAAGGGAAGGACCACCCGUUGCGCGCGCAAAGCCGGCGGCGGGACCUGGACCGUCAACACGACCACGGUCGUCACGCACGCGGGAGUCGACGUCGGCGAGAGGAAGAACCUGUCCUUCAAGAAGAAGGGCAAGUCCACCGGCUGGGUCAUGGAGGAGUACCGGCUCCUGCCGCCGCCAGAGGCCGUCGUCGCCGACGAGGAGAAGGUCUUCUGCAAGAUUCACUUGUCCCAGCACGCUCCUGAGGAGGCCCGCCGUGAAUCGGCCGCGUACAAGCGUCAAGGAAGAGCGGAGCCCAUGCCACAACCGGCGCCGCAACCAGAGCACGUUGGAAAGAGGCCAGCGCCGGGCCCGGGUGCCGCCGCCGACCCUCAUCCGCCGCAACCCAUGAAGAAGAUGCGAGUUGCCGUACCCGUCUCGGCACCUGCCGCAUCGUCGUUCGCCGCUGCAGCACCGGUCUCCUUGCCGGCUGAGCCCAUACCUGAAGCUGAGGACGACAUGGCCUGGCACAGUGGCUCUCUUGCACAAUGGAAGAACUUCUCGGGGAGGCACAAGUGGAGGAAACUCUCCCGGUCCAAGCAAGAAACAGCAUCGAACAGAAUUGUGAACCACAGGAGCCGCAAAAGCUUUUCGCUGAUGCUGAAGAAGAAAUCAUGGGGACUUCCAGUCUUCACGCUCCAUUUGAAGCAGAGUGUCAGACCGAAGAGGCGCUCGACAUGGAGACGCUUUUUGCUAUAAUGGAUGAAGCAGCAGCAGAGUAGGAGCGGCAGGCCGUCUCGACGAACAAUAGCUCUUCCAUGGUCCAAGACAAGCCGCCGCCGAUCUUCUCCCAUCCACCUGAAGCACAGUGGCAGGCUGACGAGGCACUCGAGAAGUACAAUGCCGCAGCCGAUCUUCAGGCUCCAUCGCUUCAGGGACACGACCACUUGUUCAGCUCGCGGCCGAGCUUCUCCGAUCCAUUUGAAGCAGCGUGGCGGGCCGAAGAGGCGCUGGAGAAGGAGAACGCCGCGGCCAAUCUUCAGGCUGGACCGCUUGGGGGACACAACGACUUCUUCUCGUCUUCAACUGUAUGCUGAAUCUGAUGUUGAAAUUCUUAGUGUAUUCAAGUGUAUAUGAGGAUUCUCAGUCGCCGGUACAUUAAUCCG
Triticum urartu is the source of this 1442-nucleotide messenger RNA. NCBI's taxonomy places the organism in Eukaryota, Viridiplantae, Streptophyta, Magnoliopsida, Poales, Poaceae. The record is from RefSeq and is a predicted model, not a curated record.